Enterobius vermicularis (human pinworm) is the source of this 225-nucleotide messenger RNA. The record is from the annotation of a GenBank genome assembly. NCBI's taxonomy places the organism in Eukaryota, Metazoa, Nematoda, Chromadorea, Rhabditida, Oxyuridae.
AUGGACCCAUCACCAGGUGCAGAAUAUGAGCAAUAUCUUUUCCGUAUCAAUGCAUAUGGUGCUGCGGCAAAACCAGCAACAAUAACACGGACUUUUCCGUUGGCAAAAUUCCAAAUGCAUAAACCAUCGGUAGUGAUUCUUGGCGUUUUUUGUUUAAACUAUGAUACUUCAUUUCCAGUUCUGUAUUCAUCGAGAAAUGGCUUCUCUUGCAACAUGUAUGUAUGA